This is a messenger RNA of Vitis riparia (riverbank grape), 1505 nucleotides long. Its product is annotated as ADP,ATP carrier protein ER-ANT1. Lineage: Eukaryota; Viridiplantae; Streptophyta; Magnoliopsida; Vitales; Vitaceae. The transcript is spliced from 4 exons. The record is from RefSeq and is a predicted model, not a curated record. The coding region runs from base 54 to 1085 and encodes 343 amino acids. Gene Ontology annotation, biological process: mitochondrial ATP transmembrane transport; mitochondrial ADP transmembrane transport. Gene Ontology annotation, cellular component: mitochondrial inner membrane. Gene Ontology annotation, molecular function: ATP:ADP antiporter activity.
GUAGCAACCAGCCUCAUGCGUCCAAAAUUAUAUCUUCUUUCUCUUCAGGUUCUAUGUGGGGGUGGAGUGAACAACCCAAAGCCUCUGGAGGAAGAGUACAAAUUUGUAUGUACCACAAUCUUCAAUCAAAAUCUGAACAUUUUGGGGAGGGAAUGGGGGUGCGGAGGACGCAGCAAGAGAGAUUCUCUGUAGAUUUUGUGAUGGGAGGAGGGGCAGCGGUGAUAGCAAAGAGCGCAGCAGCGCCCAUUGAAAGAGUGAAGCUUUUGUUGCAGAACCAGGGGGAGAUGUUGAAGAGGGGUCAUCUCAAGAGGCCUUAUAUGGGCGUUGCUGAUUGCUUUUCAAGGGUUCUCAGAGAGGAAGGAGUCUUGGCUUUUUGGAGAGGUAACCAGGCCAAUGUCAUCAGAUAUUUCCCUACCCAGGCUUUCAACUUUGCAUUCAAAGGUUACUUCAAGAGCCUGUUUGGAUGUUCAAAAGAGAAAGAUGGAUACCUAAAGUGGUUUGCUGGAAAUGUAGCUUCAGGAAGUGCUGCUGGAGCAACCACUUCAUUGUUUCUGUAUCACUUGGAUUAUGCACGUACCCGACUAGCUACAGAUGCGAGGGAUGGUCAACGCCAGUUCAAAGGCCUAUUAGAUGUUUACAGUAAAACCCUAUCAACAGAUGGAAUUGCAGGCCUAUAUCGGGGAUUUGGGAUUUCAAUCAUGGGGAUUACUCUAUAUCGAGGCAUGUAUUUUGGUAUCUAUGACACCAUGAAGCCCAUUGUUCUGGUGGGGCCUUUCGAGGGUAAUUUCUUUGCUAGUUUCUUGUUGGGUUGGAGCAUAACAACAGUUUCCGGGGUCUGUGCCUAUCCCUUUGACACUCUACGGAGGAGAAUGAUGCUGACCUCUGGACAACCCUUGAAGUAUCGCAGUACCAUGCAUGCGGUUCUUGAGAUUGUCCGUCUUGAGGGUUUCACUGCACUCUACCGAGGAGCCACUGCAAACAUGCUUCUUGGCAUGGCAGGGGCUGGAGUACUUGCAGGCUAUGAUCAGCUCCACCGAAUUGCCUAUAGACGUGGUUAUGGUUUUGAGCCUCUUCAAAAGGUCUAGAAUCAAAAUCCUGCUCACCAUUUUUAUACUACUAAACCUUUGAAAAUUGGUUCUUACCCACGAAGGUGCUACUGAAAAUUUAACCAAAGAUGAUAACAAAUAAAAUUUAAAAAAAAAAGAGAGAGAGAGAGAGAGAAAGAGAAAAGGAGGCAGAGAGGGGCAAGGACAGGGAAUGCUGGUUUAUUGGGAUGGCUUCCUCACUGAAUGCCUACAGAAGAUCAAAAGCCUUCCAUAUGGUUCACUGUACAGUUGAACAAAACAAAUUAUAUUCAUUUAUUUUUCAAGCAUGAAAAAACAUAAUUGUCCUCCAAUUUGUAUAGCUUUUAUUUUAUGAUGGAAUUUUAGCUAUGGAAAUUGUUUCUCUUUCACGUUGCAAAAUAUUUGUGGUCUCAAAUAAAAAGCAUAAUAAGCAACAGUAAA